Molecule: messenger RNA, 891 nt
Organism: Salvia hispanica
Lineage: Eukaryota; Viridiplantae; Streptophyta; Magnoliopsida; Lamiales; Lamiaceae
Product: glyoxylase I 4-like
Source: RefSeq, a predicted model, not a curated record
ACAAAAAAAAAAGAAAAAAAAAAGUGUGCAAUUCUCUAAUAUCUUUGAUUUAUUUGAACUUUGAUUCUCAAAUUUAUCUUUCACUGAAAAGAUCCGAUCACUUUCCUCUACUCCAUUCUUCUUUCUCAAAAUCAAUGGCGCAACUCUUGUUUCGUGGAAUUCUCCAUGUCAAGACCUUCAGCAAGGCCAAUGAUGUAAAUCUAAGAGCUCUUGCUACCAAACCACUGUCAAAAACAGAUUUGUUUUGUGGAAAAGCUAGAAAUGUGCAAUUUUUUGCAAUAAAGGCUAAAACAUCCGCGGAGGCAGAUGUGUUUGAUAAUGAUUCUGCUGAGGUUAACGACAAGGAUGGUUUUGGAGUUGUUGGCAUCCACCAUGUUGGAUUCUUUUGUGAGAAUCUUGAAAGGUCACUGCAUUUUUACCAGGAUAUUCUCGGUCUACCAAUAAAUGAGGCACGUCCACACGACAAGCUCCCCUUCAGGGGUGCUUGGAUAUGGGUUGGCGCUGACAUGAUACAUCUUUCGGAGCUUCCAAAUCCUGACCCAUUAACUGGACGGCCAGAGCCAGAGCCAGACCGCCAUGCCUGCAUAGCGAUACGAGAUCUUUCCAAGCUAAAGGAUAUCCUCGAUAAAGCUGGCAUACCCUAUACCCUUCGCCCGGGACAGCCAAGAAUCUUCACCAGGGAUCCGGAUGCCAACAUGCUCGAGUUUGCACAGGCAGAGUGAUGCAUUGAUGAGUAGUAGCUGUAUGCUUGUUCUUUAAAAAUUAUUUUAGAACUUUUGUAUGGCUUUUGAAGGUUAGAACUGUAGAUAAUCAUGCAACUCCUACACGGCUACAUCUGUUUACUCUUUUGUAAGUACUUGGUAUUCUUCAACACCUUCUCCAUUACUUCAA